Messenger RNA from Rhopilema esculentum, 1510 nucleotides. RefSeq lists its product as uncharacterized. Lineage: Eukaryota; Metazoa; Cnidaria; Scyphozoa; Rhizostomeae; Rhizostomatidae. The record is from RefSeq and is a predicted model, not a curated record. Gene Ontology annotation, cellular component: trans-Golgi network.
AAAACUGUACGACGCGAAUAGGUGUUGUUGUGGGGCUUGAACCAGAACAUAACAAGUCUCCUUACUAGAAUAACCAAUUUUGCACAAUUCACAAUUUCCAGCAUUUUGAAGGUAUCCACUAGUAUCGCUUCCUGGUAUAUGUAUCCAAAUCUUGAUUUAGUCAUGUGAGGCCGGGCAAGACUGGGAUCAUAUUUCAGUAGAGACUGAACAACGCGUUCUCCCAACUUGGUAAUCAACAUGUGGUUAUCAGCAUCCAACAUUUGUGCGCAAUGUUGUUUUGCAGUAAUGAUUGGAAAUGCAUUUGUUUUUGCACAAGAACAAUGCAAAGUAACUGACCCAUGCUCAUGCAGGUUUGACGAUGGUAGGAAGAUAUCACUGAGACCCAUCGACAGAAAGGGUUCGCCAAGGUUCACUGUCAUUUCAGCUACGACGGGAGCCACAUUUAAAUACAACCCUUGUACACCGUUCAGUGCAGACAAACCCAGUGGGCAAUGUGUUAAUGUGUUGGCCUGUCAAAGCGGCUUGAUUGGAGCCACCCCAAUUGCUUUGGCCUACCCAAACUCCACAGCCAGCAAGUACGACAGUAGAAAAGACAAAUAUACCUUUGUUUACACUGGUGGAUCGACUGGUAGUCAAAACCUUAGAUAUAAAACCAUUCUCGUGCUGAAUUGUGAUAAGAAGGCCGAUAGUCCAAGCCUCACGUCUUUUCAAUACACUGAAGCGUUCACAUACGAAGCAACGUUGACAUCAAAAUAUGCCUGCCCUUCCAGCGUUCUAAGCACUGGUUCAAUUUUAUGUAUAGUGUUUUUUUCUUUACUAUUGGCAUAUUUGGUGAUCGGAACGCUGCUAAACAAAUUCGCAUUCCACAAAGAAGGGUCAGAUGUAAUACCUCAAAGAAUUUUCUGGCUAAAGUUUCCAGGCCUUGUUAAGGACGGUAGCAUAUUUACAUAUCGGAAAAUCAGAGGAAAGGGUGGACAGUAUGAAACAUUAUGAUCUAGAAACUUUUUUAGGCUACUAUCUAAUGUGUGAUCUAAUGUGAAAUUAAUUGUAACGGAAUGCAAAACCAGUAUUCCGUUACAUCAGGAUAUGGUGGUUACAAACAUUGUUAAAUGAGAACCUUUUUUUCUUUAUUUAGCUGCAUCCAGCAUUAAUUGUGAUCUGUUUAUGCAUACUCCGAAAAACCUACCUAAUGCUUGUGAAAAUAAAUUCUGUCAAGACAGAUAUUUUUUGUUAAAAACGUAAUAUAAUGGAAUUAAUAGGUAGAAUAUUAGAUAUCCGAUAUUGGAUAAGCUGAUGUUUAUUUUGAUAAAAAAAUGAUGGGUUGGAGUUCUUGAAAGUUGUGAAGGUAGAAUGUGAAGACCCUUGGCAUUUAGUUUUUGUACCAAUUUCAAUUUUUAUCUUUCCUUUCAAAACCGUUAUCUUUUAUUGUAAUUUUGGGAUAUGUUUUUCAAAUGGCAAUAGUUUAGAAAUGAAUCAUUAGAUAGAUAAAAUUUUAUGGCCAAAACCCUAA